GAAAAAUAUAAGAGGACAGACAUCCUUAUUUCUUAUUUCUGUGAGGUUGUUAAAAUAGAGAAACCUACUUCACAAAUAGCAUUAAUAGCAAUGAUUUUUUCAAAGCUACCCAAGAUCCAAACACAAUAAUCAUCAUCCUUAUCAACAAACUGAAAGAUGGCUGAGGGAUCAGAAGCAACGGAAGCUUUGAAAUCUCUUGAAGAUUUUGAUCCUCAAAACAAAUCCAAAAGGAACAAAUUCUCUUUUACUUGUGCUAUCUUGGCAUCUAUGAUUUCUAUCUUACUUGGGUACAAUAUUGGUGUGAUGAGUGGAGCAGCCAUCUAUAUCAAAAGAGACCUUAAAGUAACCGACGUAGAGAUCGAAAUUCUCCUAGGCAUCAUAAAUAUUUACUCCCCCAUAGGUUCUUACAUAGCAGGGAGACUCUCCGAUUGGAUUGGUCGGCGUUACACAAUUGUCCUCGCCGGAGUAAUUUUCUUCGUCGGAGCUAUCCUUAUGGGACUUUCCAUGAACUAUGCGUUUCUUAUGUUUGGUCGUUUCUUUGCCGGUGUUGGCAUGGGUUUUGCUUUCUUAAUUGCUCCGGUUUAUAUCUCUGAAGUCUCCCCAACUACAACUCGUGGAUUCCUCACUUCUUUGCCUGAGGUAUUUUUGAAUGGAGGGAUUUUAGUUGGAUACAUCUCAAACUAUGGAUUUUCAAAGCUGCCACUUCACUAUGGUUGGCGACUGAUGCUUGGAAUCAGCGCCAUCCCUUCUAUAUUCCUAGCCAUUGCAGUAUUAGCCAUGCCAGAGUCACCGAGAUGGCUCGUUGCCAAGGGUCGAUUAGGAGAAGCUAAAAAAGUUCUCUAUAAAAUCUCUGAUUCUAAAGAAGAAGCUCAGCAGAGAUUAGAUGAUAUUAAAGAGAUUACAGGAAUUUCCUUGGACUGCAACGACGACAUCGUUUCAGUGACAAAAGUUCAAGGCAAAGGCGUAUGGAAAGAACUGUUUCUUCAUCCCACACCUGCAGUUAGUCACAUUUUCAUUGCCUCCCUUGGCCUUCACUUCUUCGCACAAGCAACUGGCAUAGACGCUGUUGUUUUGUAUAGUCCUAGAAUCUUCGAGAAGGCUGGGAUCAAAUCUGACACAAAUAAACUUCUUGCAACUAUAGCAGUUGGAUUUGUGAAAACAAUGUUUGUCUUAGUGCCCACUUUUUUAUUGGAUCGUGUUGGGAGGCGCGCGUUGUUAUUAACCAGUGUUGGUGGGUUAAUACUCUCACUUCUUACUUUGGCAGUUAGUCUCACUGUUAUUGAUAGCUCACGCGCCACCGUUACAUGGGCUAUUUGGCUUAGUAUAGCGGCGGUGUUGUUCUAUGCUGGUACGUUUUCAAUUGGGUCAGGUCCUAUUACGUGGGUUUAUAGUUCUGAGAUAUUUCCGUUGAGACUUCGAGCUCAAGGCGUGUCUAUUGGGACAAUGAUGAAUAGGCUCACUAGUGGAAUCGUAUCCAUGACUUUUUUGUCUCUUUCAAAGGCCAUCACCAUUGGAGGUACUUUUUUUCUUUUCGCAGGAAUUGCAAUGGUAGCGUGGGUUUUUCACUAUACUAUGCUCCCUGAAACACAUGGCAAAACAUUGGAGGAAAUAGAAAGUUCUUUUGGUAGUUUCUGGAGGAAGCGAAAUGUUAAUCCCACUGCGGAAGGAGUGAACAACUUAAACCUUCGUUUGGUUAGUGGUUAGUUUUUAGAGAAUCACGAUGAAUUUUCAUGUAUGGGCUUCAACACUUUUUUGUUUUAACGUGUUCUAAACACACUUAUUUAAUUUAAAUAUCAAAGGUUAGACUUUGAUACCUAAGAAUUACCUUGAAAGUUGAUAAGGUAAUGUUAGUGAUAUGUAAAGUUGUAAAUUACAUGAAUCGAUUGUUUUGCUUCUAAAUAUUACGUAUUGAUAUAUAAGAUAUUUGAGUAAUUGUUUGUAAA
This is a messenger RNA of Lathyrus oleraceus (garden pea), 1943 nucleotides long. RefSeq names its product polyol transporter 5. Gene Ontology annotation, biological process: transmembrane transport. NCBI's taxonomy places the organism in Eukaryota, Viridiplantae, Streptophyta, Magnoliopsida, Fabales, Fabaceae. The transcript is spliced from 3 exons. Gene Ontology annotation, cellular component: membrane. Gene Ontology annotation, molecular function: transmembrane transporter activity. Bases 157 to 1704 code for a protein of 515 amino acids. The record is from RefSeq and is a predicted model, not a curated record.